AUUUAAAUUAAAAAAAAAAGAGCGAGCGGCAGGAGGGGUAGGCCCGCCCGCGAGUGAGACCUCGAGAGAUCGGAAGUUCAGAACAGAACAGAGAGAACCGUUUUCCAAUUUCCAUCAAUCGAAAGCAGUGAACAGAACAAGAGUUCAAAAAAUAAAAUAAAAAUGAGCGGUGGUCGACUGUGCACAUUGCUCGUCGAAUUGGGUUACGAAGGAACAAAAUCAAGUUCAGGAUCGGAUUCAUUGGACCCUGAUAGCUUCGAGUGGCCUUUCCAAUACGAAGACACUCGUCCUAUCCUCCACUGGAUCUGCUCCACUCUUCGUCCCUCCAAUAUCCUCUCUCCUUCCGAACUCUCUCAGUAUGAACAAUUCAAGCACCAAGGGAAAUUAUUGGAAGGUGAAGAUUUGGAUUUUGCUUUCGACAGCAUAUCUGCUUUCUCUGAUACUACUGAUAAUCAGGAAGCCCUUUUCGGACCUCACGAGCCUCUCAAUUUGAAGGAUAUCAAGGAGGCAACUUUGGCAUAUAAAACUGAAGCUGCUGAUUUGCAAAGACAGCUAAGGCAUCUUCAAUCUCAAUUCGACAUGCUUUCUAGUCAGGCUUCGACUUUGACACAAGGGAGGCGAGCGCGUGUUGGUGCGACUUCUGUUGUCAACGGACACCUCACAACUAUUGAUGAUAGCCUUUCUGGAAGAAAUCUAGAGAUGAAUGCAGUUCUUGGAAGAAUUGCUUCCACAUCAGAGGAGUUGGCUCAUUACCAUUCAGGAGAUGAAGAUGGAAUAUAUUUGGCAUACUCAGACUUCAGCCAAUUUUUGCUUGGAGACUCAUCUUGUUUAAAAGAGCUAAAUCAGUGGUUUGCUAAGCAACUAGACACAGGUCCAUUUCGACUUGUUGCUGAGGAGGGGAAAUCUAAAUGCUCUUGGGUGAAUCUUGAUGAUACCUCAAGUAAUUAUGUUAGAGAUUUAGAAAAAUCUCAUCAUCAACGUGUGUCAGAGUUGCAGCGGCUUCGUUCAAUAUUUGGAAUAAGUGAAAGACAAUGGGUGGAAGCACAAGUUGAGAAUGCCAAGCAGCAGGCCAUUUUAAUGACACUUAAAUCACAAGUAUCAUCAGAUGAAGCUCACAUUCAUCUUGAUCACCAUUCUCUUAGGAGAAAGCAUUCUGAAUUGAAAGGAGAACUUUCAAAUCUUUAUAACCAUGAAGAAAAGCUCCUAUCAGAGACUAUUCCAGAAUUGUGCUGGGAAUUAGCUCAACUCCAAGACACUUACAUUUUACAAGGUGAUUAUGAUUUGAAGGUCAUGCGCCAAGAGUACUACAUUAACCGGCAGAAAGCGUUCAUAAACCAUCUCGUCAAUCUGCUUGCCAGGCAUCAGUUCUUAAAGAUAGCCUGCCAGUUGGAAAAAAAGCACAUGCUUGGAGCAUAUUCUUUGCUCAAGGUUAUCGAGUCUGAGAUGCAAGCAUACCUGUCUGCAACAGAGGGUCGAGUGGGUCGUUGUCUAGCUCUUAUCCAAGCUGCAUCUGAUGAUCAAGAACAAGGGGGAGUACAUGACAGUGAUUAUUUUUUGCAUGCUAUUAGAGACCUACUGAAAAUUUAUUCAAAUACUCAAGCCGCACUGUCAACAUAUGUAUCAGCACCAGGCAUUGUCCAGCAAAUAUCAGCCCUUCAUUCAGAUCUGAUGUCACUUCAGUCGGAUCUUGAUAAUUCUCUUCCAGAAGAGCGAAAUAGGUGUAUUAAUGAACUGUGCAACCUUAUUCAAAGUAUGCAGCAACUUCUCUUUGCAUCUUCAACAACUGCACAGCCAAUACUGACCCCUCGGCCAUUGAUGAAAGAGCUCGAUGAGAUGGAAAAGAUUAACGUGAAGCUCUCUGCUGCAGUGGAAGAGGUGACACUAGAGCAUGUCAAGAAAAAUGAGAUUGUAAAACACCAUUCACAAGAAAUUGGACUUCAAAGGCGUGUCUUUGUAGACUUCUUUUGCAAUCCAGAACGGCUUAGGAGCCAAGUUAGGGAACUGACUGCAAGGGUCAGAGCCUUGCAAAUUUCUUAGCAAACAUAAGUACCCUCUUAUUUUUCAUCCUCUUUUUGUUGUUCCUUCUUUAUGGUUAUCUUUUUUCUUCAUUUUUCCCUAUAUUAUCUCCAUCUCCGAGUGUGCAAUGUGUUAUCCUGCAUGUGUUUUAACAUUCAACUAUGUAUUCAUUGCCUUGUUUAUAAUGUAAUAGAAAAACUUUACUACAGAAGCCUUUUUCA
This is a messenger RNA of Cicer arietinum (chickpea), 2237 nucleotides long. RefSeq names its product AUGMIN subunit 3. NCBI's taxonomy places the organism in Eukaryota, Viridiplantae, Streptophyta, Magnoliopsida, Fabales, Fabaceae. Gene Ontology annotation, cellular component: mitotic spindle; microtubule organizing center; HAUS complex. Gene Ontology annotation, biological process: spindle assembly; microtubule organizing center organization. The record is from RefSeq and is a predicted model, not a curated record.